Messenger RNA from Entamoeba invadens IP1, 321 nucleotides. RefSeq lists its product as hypothetical. The record is from RefSeq and is a predicted model, not a curated record. The coding region runs from base 1 to 321 and encodes 106 amino acids. NCBI's taxonomy places the organism in Eukaryota, Evosea, Mastigamoebida, Endamoebidae. The transcript has a single exon.
AUGAAUACUACUGAGUGUAACUUGAACUGUAACAGUCAAGACAUCACCGCAACAUGUUCAAUAAGUCAAGAGACAUGCCUCUGUGAAUUGAAGUGCAAAUGUGGAGCAAGUGGACGUGUUGAAGGAAAGAAAGUAGAUGGGAAGUAUAAGACAACUGUCACAUCUGAUCGUAUGGUCAUCACAACAGAUUGUUCAAAUGGAUGUCGAUUGAUUGCAAAAUGUACUUGUGGCGUCUCAAAGGUUGUCAACUGCACACACAACCCACAGAGUGGAUGUUCAUGUUCAUGCACACACUGCUCUUGUUGUUGUGGAAAGCAUUAA